CUAAACUUGUGGUAGGUAAUAACAAUCUAAGUAACAGCUCUUUCCUCGUGUAUACACCUAUUCUGUUCCUUCCUCAUCAGACUUUCUCGUUCCCAAGCCAAGCCAGAGUGUUUUAGUUAUACGGAAUAAGACAAGCAAAAGAGAUAAGGGAGAGAGAGAACCCAUGACAGACGUCGUUUGUUGUAUCACGAGAGCCCAAGGCCUAGUUAACGAUGGCGCAAAGCUUUAUGCCCGUCGAAGAGGUUGAUAUCCCAUCGACCAACGGAUACCCUACUCAAAAAAAACACACCAAGGACGAAUCCCAGGUUGAAACCCAGAUCGUACCUCGCGAACAAUAUGUGUAAGUCUCCCGUAGACUCUUCCCCCGAUCAACCCCUGACAGGAGCCGUAACUUACAGUAAAUCGGGCUUCGCUGGCAUCCUCGGAUCCCCAUAUGUCCUCGCAUGCGCCUCAUUCUCCGCCAUGGGCGGCCUCCUCUUCGGCUACGACCAGGGCGUUGUGUCCGUCAUCCUCGUCAUGGAGCAAUUCCUCUCGGAGUUCCCACGCGUCUCAGAUACCGGAGGAGGAGCCGGGUUCUGGAAGGGCCUGUUGACCGCCAUGAUCGAACUUGGCGCUCUUAUCGGAGCCAUGAACCAGGGAUGGAUCGCGGACAAGAUAUCGAGGAAAUACUCCAUCAUGGUGGCGGUUGUGAUCUUCCUUAUCGGAAGCAUACUGCAGACUGCUUCGAAUGGGUAUGCGAUGCUCGUCGUCGCGAGAUUGAUCGGUGGAGUCGGGAUUGGCAUGCUUUCCAUGGUCGUGCCGCUCUACAUCUCGGAGAUCAGCCCUCCGGAGAUUCGAGGAACCCUACUCGUGCUCGAGGAGUUAGCAAUCGUGGGUGGAAUUGUAGUCGCAUUUUGGAUUACCUACGGCACAAGAUUCAUACCCGGCGAAUGGUCGUGGCGCCUCCCGUUCCUCCUCCAGAUUAUUCCCGGCGUCGUCUUGGGCUGUGGAGUGCUAGCACUACCAUUCUCCCCGCGCUGGCUCAUAUCUAAGGGGCGUCAUGGGGAGGCAUUGGCCGCGCUGUCCAAACUCCGCCAGCUACCGCCCGACAAUGCCCUCGUCCUGAGAGAAUGGACAGAGAUCAGGGCCGAGGUGAUGUGCCACCAAGAAAUCAGCGCGGAGCGCCACCCAAAGCUCCACGCUGAGCCGACGCGCCUCAAUCGCAUCAAGUUGGAGCUCGUGUCCUGGCUCGACUGCCUCAGACCGGGGUGUAUCAAGCGUACUCACGUUGGUACGGGCCUCAUGUUCUUUCAGCAAUUCGUCGGCGUCAACGCAAUGGUUUAUUACAGCCCGACUCUGUUCAAAACUAUGGGCCUCGAAUACGAUAUGCAGCUCAUCAUGUCCGGCGUCCUCAACAUCUGCCAGCUCGUCGGUGUCGCGUCCAGUCUCUACACUAUGGACCGCGUCGGCCGCAAGCCGCUACUGGUAUGGGGAAGCGUACUAAUGUCAGUCUCCCACAUCAUCAUUGCUGCGCUAGUCGGCGUCUUUGGCAAAGACUGGACGCAUCACCGCAACGCAGGCUGGACAUCAGUUGCUUUCCUAUUGUUCUACAUGCUCGCGUUUGGGGCUACUUGGGGACCUGUACCUUGGGCCAUGCCCUCAGAGAUCUUCCCCAGUUCGCUGCGGGCGAAGGGAGUUGCAUUAUCCGUCUGCUCCAACUGGUUUAACAACUUCAUAAUCGGACUCAUCACGCCACCGCUGGUGCAGAACACAGAGUGGGGUGCAUACCUCUUCUUCGCUAUCUUCUGCGUGCUGUCAGGAAUAUGGGCAUUCUUCUUUGUGCGCGAGACGAACGGCAAGACGCUCGAGGAGAUGGACGGCGUUUUUGGCGACUCCGCGAGCGCCGAGGACGAGGAGCGCAGGCGCAGGAUCGAGGACAUUCUGCGUAUCCGGGAUGGGGAUGCAGACAAUAGGGCUGAGGGGGAGGUUGGGGUGCUCCAGAGGAACAAGGAGGCUGAGUAG
Molecule: messenger RNA, 2001 nt
Organism: Pseudogymnoascus destructans
Lineage: Eukaryota; Fungi; Ascomycota; Leotiomycetes; Thelebolales; Thelebolaceae
Exons: 2
Coding region: 337-2001 (554 amino acids)
Biological process (GO): transmembrane transport; carbohydrate transport
Cellular component (GO): membrane
Molecular function (GO): carbohydrate:proton symporter activity
Source: RefSeq, a predicted model, not a curated record